Molecule: messenger RNA, 2268 nt
Organism: Helianthus annuus (common sunflower)
Lineage: Eukaryota; Viridiplantae; Streptophyta; Magnoliopsida; Asterales; Asteraceae
Product: tRNA-splicing endonuclease subunit Sen54
Exons: 7
Coding region: 1311-2081 (256 amino acids)
Biological process (GO): tRNA-type intron splice site recognition and cleavage
Cellular component (GO): tRNA-intron endonuclease complex
Source: RefSeq, a predicted model, not a curated record
UAAAAAAUAAAACAAAAAAGCUAACCUAAAUCGUCGAUCCCCACCGCCUGCCUCCUUGCUCCUCCAGUCCGCGGCCGCCGCCGCCACCGUACUACGCCGUCGGAGUACCUGUACUUUUCAACACAACCUUACGUUUCAGUUUGCCGGAUGAUCAGAGACGCGUGUAAUCACUCUCAGAUCAAAUUAUUUCGGUGGUUCACCUGAAAAAUUCAAUCGGAUACAACUCUGAUUUUAUGAGAAAUUGAACCAGGGUAUGUUAGUGUGUGUGAAUUUUCGAACCAGGAAGAAGAAUGUAAUCAAGGUCGACCCCACGGGCUCUGCUCCUUGGACCCAGCUCCCAUGGGGCGCUGCCCCCGGAUCCCCGCCUCUUGGAACCCCCGUAGAGUACUGGCUCCGCCCAUACAAUUCGAAUUAUAAUAACUCAAACAAGCUUGCAUUCCCGCACCUCCUAACUUGCUUGAUGUGUAGUAUAAUUCGCUUUGAUUACCAAGUCAAUCCCCUAUUACACUAAAAUCAUGGUUGCAAAAGUCGCUAGGCGCUCCCUAGUCAGUGGACCGGGGAGUUGAGAGUACUCGGUCUACGCGGAGAGUACUCGGGGAGUACUCGGACAUGUUAAAUUAUAAAGAAAUUACUUUUUGGAGAUUAAAUAUAUGUCAAAUAACCAAAUUUACUAAUAUUUAUAACAAAAUACGUGAAAAUGAUAUUCAUUCUUUAAUAUGAUCGGAAUAGAAAUUAUGUUAUAUUAUUAUUUAAGUCAAACUAGGCCCGAGUUGACCUACUAGAUCCAAUUCUGGCCGAGAUUGACCGCGUUUGACCGACUCCGAGUAAUUAGGCGGAGUCAAAGAAAGUCGUCUCGGCAGCCUGCCUUGUAGCGACUACUCGGGGAAUACUCGGCCUUAGAAACCUUGUUUUACAACCAUGACUAAAAUAUCUAACAUAUGGGUCAUUUUAACGUUGUUUUAGGUUAAAAAAUUAAAUAAGGGGUUGAAGUGGAUCAGUUCAAAAGUUAAAACUUUUAUUUACGGGUCAAGUUGGGUUGAUUAAAUUAAAAGCACGGGUCAAUACGGGUUAUUAGGGUUUGAAUAGAAAAACCACGGGUGAACAUCAUCAUCAGCGAUUCAGGGCAUCUUCAUCCUCUCCGGCCUCCGCCGUCUCCUCCGCCACAAACCCGCCACCGUCUCUGUCGUAUCCUCCGCCACAAACCCCCACCCUCCGCCGGCAUCUUCAUCAGCGACGGUAGCUUUUCCGGUGAAGGUUCUGACCCUUUUUUUUAACCACCAUGAUUCAUAUAUUUUACAAACAGUUUAAUCAUGGAAAUCGAAGAUUGGGCUGGUGGAUCGAGUGAUUCAGAGGUAUCUUCACCUGAUAGUGACAACGAGGACCAUUGCUAUGCAUAUGGUGAUUUACCCAAGUUACAGUUUAGGAAAGGUGGUUCUGUGGCUCAUUGGAGGGAGGAGUUGGGAAUGGCCGAAGUUGUUAGCAAUAAAGGCCGAAUGUGGAUAACAACAGGGAUAGUGCGUGGCGGGAAGUUAUAUAUUUUCCUUGAAGAUGCAUUGUUUUUGGCAGAGAUCGGGGCACUGCAACUGUUCGAUGUCGACGAAAAAUGUAUUCCACUUGAAGACAUAUACAAGAAGGUUGCAGGAGGUGUAGGUGGAUCUUCUUGGGAGUCAUUUGAGGUAUACAGGCAUCUCAAAUCUUUAGGCUACAUAAUCAAAAGACACGGUGUUUGUUGGAGUAUGAAACAAGUUAAAAGCGCAUCUGCUUCUGUUGAAGGUGAAUCAGAGAAUGGCUGUGAAGAAACGGCUUCUAUAACUGAAAUCACUAAAUUGUUCAGCAGUAUGCAGAUAACUGAAGCGGGACCGGUUUUUGAUGUUUACCCUCCAAACAGCAAGUUCAGAAAAUCUAGCCCCGGUGAACCAAUGUUUAUUCUCUGCAUAAGUAGUGGCGGUCCACCAACUAAGAAGCAAAUUGAGGAUAUCGAAGGACAAUGUGAAGGUAUUCCUCUAAAGUUUUGUUACGUUGAGCAUGGACGUGUAAGCAUUUUUUCUUUUAAUGACGUUGAGCUUCCUGUUCUUCCUUGACUCACUAUGAUGUUUUAAAUGAUAAUUGCCGAUACGGAUAUAAGGACGCAUGGCAGAAUCAAAGCCCAGAGUAAGUAAAGAAAAUGUCAAAGACACGUGUAAAACAAUGAAUGGUUAUGCGUGAGCGUGUUUUAUCUUAUUGAUUAUAGAUACAAUGGUAGAUGUUGACGGUCACUUUGCCUCGAUC